AUGGAGCCAAAAUUCGGCGGCGGCGCCAGGCCCCGCAACCACCAGUACCACCACGGCAUAUCCUCCCAGAGAUUCCUCGGAUUAUUCCAAUCCCCGGUCACCACAUCCUCUGCGCCCUCGUAUGAGCUUACCGAACAUGAAAUCUUCGACAUCCCAACUGAGUCCUCCUAUCCGACUCCGGUUCCGAGCUCUAAAUCGAACUAUCAAGUUCAUAAUCAUAAUAAUUUUGGCAUAUUAGCAGCCCUACCCUGUGGAAUUGAAGAUUUAAAAACCCGAUCGAACACUGAAACCGGUGCGGUUUUCAACCACAAGGCAUCCACAUCCGCGUCACUUUCGUCUUCGACAUCUUCUUCUUCUGCCUCGUCAUCCUCGUCUCGAAUUAUGAUCCCCUCACUUCUGAAAAGUGCCGCGCCAGUGACAGAUAAGAUGCGGUUUUACCAUCAAUCGGCACCGGUGAAUGUUCCAAUACUAUCGGCGGCAAUGCAGAGGAGACGAAAUGAGUUUCUCAAUGUGGUUGACGACGUUGAGGAGGAGGAGGAGGAAGAGGAGGAGUUUGUUCCACCACACGAGAUGGUGGCAGCCAAGCAUUCGCCCAUAUUGGCGAGCUCGGUCCUAGAAGGCGCUGGUCGGACAUUGAAAGGGCAAGAUCUGAGGCAGGUGCGCAAUGCUGUCUGGCGAAAGACAGGUUUCAUUGAUUAA
Fraxinus pennsylvanica is the source of this 699-nucleotide messenger RNA. NCBI's taxonomy places the organism in Eukaryota, Viridiplantae, Streptophyta, Magnoliopsida, Lamiales, Oleaceae. The record is from the annotation of a GenBank genome assembly.